UUAAUACGAAAACAUUUUUUAACAGGCGCGACGCGGCUGCCUCAGCUUCUUCUUGUCCGUCGGAUUGUUGUUGUGAAUGAAGAAGGAAAUAUGGCGGAGUCGCAGGUGGAAAUAGGCGAGGGUUGUCGGCUCCCGGUGCUCAGAAAGAAUCAGGAAAAUGAAGACGAGUGGCCGUUAGCAGAAAUCCUCAGUGUGAAAGAAGUGACUGGAAGAAAGCUUUAUUAUGUUCACUAUAUUGAUUUUAACAAACGCCUGGAUGAAUGGGUGACACCUGAUAGGCUGGAUUUGAAGAAACUUCAGUUUCCCAAAAAAGAAGCAAAAACACCUACAAAGAAUGGACUUCCCACCUCACGGCCAAGUUCUCCUGAGCGGGAUGUGGAAAACAACUUGGAGGUAAAGCAGUGGCACCAUCUUCCACAGCCGGACACCAAGAAGAGAAACAGAAUAGAGGAGAGGAAGAAUCUAUAUCUCGCUCUACAGACUGCCACAACUCCUUCCAGAGGCAAAACUGUCCCCUCUCCGAAAAGAAAAGUGGAGGCUGUCUCUCUGGCAACGCAGGUGUCUCCAGCUACACCUGUGCCUUCUCUUCCUGCCUCUACAGAAACCAAUCAGGCUUCUGUUUACCCUCAGAUGAGAGAAACAACCUUUCCUCCUAAAUGUGUUGUACGUGAAGACCCUGAUCAACUUGCCACAAAUGGUUCAGCCCGACGUUUAAUUCCAACUCAGCCUGGAAGGAAAAGAAAAGCCAACUGUCUGGGUACAGAUGAGGACUCGCAAGACAGUUCAGAUGGGAUUCCAUCAGCACCACGUAUGACUGGUAGUUUGGUGUCUGACCGUAGUCACGAUGACAUCAUUACACGAAUGAAAAAUAUAGACUGCAUUGAGUUGGGUCGACAUAGACUCAAACCUUGGUACUUCUCUCCCUACCCUCAAGAGCUUACUACAUUGCCAAUCCUAUACCUCUGUGAAUUUUGCCUCAAGUUUGUGAAAAGCCUCAAGUGUCUACAAAGGCAUCUGACAAAGUGUAAUCUACGUCACCCACCAGGAAAUGAAAUAUACAGAAAGGGGACCAUUUCCUUUUUUGAAAUUGAUGGAAGAAAAAAUAAGACAUACUCUCAGAAUCUGUGCCUACUUGCCAAGUGCUUUCUAGACCACAAGACACUCUACUACGACACAGAUCCAUUCCUUUUCUAUGUUAUGACAGAGUAUGACUCCAAGGGCUUUCAUAUCGUUGGGUACUUCUCAAAGGAAAAGGAAUCAACAGAAGAUUACAAUGUUGCGUGUAUCCUGACACUUCCACCUUACCAAAGGAGAGGUUAUGGCAAACUUCUCAUUGAAUUUAGUUAUGAGCUCUCCAAAGUUGAAGGAAAAACGGGAACACCUGAAAAGCCACUUUCUGAUCUUGGCCUUUUGUCGUACAGAAGCUACUGGUCACAGACAAUUCUAGAAAUCCUUAUGAACCUUAAGUCAGAGAAUGGGGAGAGGCCGCAGAUUACAAUCAACGAAAUCAGCGAGAUAACAAGCGUCAAGAAAGAAGAUGUUAUCUCCACUCUCCAGUACCUUAAUCUAAUAAACUACUAUAAGGGUCAAUACAUUUUGACACUUUCUGAAGAUAUUGUGGAAGGUCAUGAAAGAGCCAUGCAAAAGCGGCAUCUUCGCAUUGAUCCCAAAUGCCUUCAUUUCACCCCCAAGGAUUGGAGUAAAAGAGGCAAGUGGUAGUGCUGUUUGGAGGGCACCUGCUCUUCUUGAACACUACCGAAAACUGCAGGAUUUGCUUUGGCAAUCGGCCUUGCCACCUCCCAUUUUACCAUUCUUGCUCAGGCCACAAAACCCCUAAGCCCUUACGUGGGUCAUGAAGCAAUAAAAAAAAAUCCUUUAGUAGAAUAGACAUUUUUUUGCAUUGCCCUACAACAUUUAAUUUGUCACAUUAUCUUUGAACCCUACUCAAUGUUAAGAUAAUUACAUAGCAGGCUUGAUUUUUCACCCAUUGAUUCAGAACUUUGUGAUUAACUAUUUCAUCAGGAAGAGCAAAUUUCUGCCUGGCUUAUUUUCAUCCAAAAUAUGUGAUGUUAUCAAAACCAAACGUCAGUGCAGCACUCUUUACCGUAACUGACAAAUAGUUUAUCAUUUUUACUUUUCAAGAAAGUGACAUGGCUUCAUUAGAAAGUAAGCUGCAAAAGGACCAAAGCAACCCAGUAGAGUUAUUACAGCAUAUGAAGCUGGUUUCUGUGAGCGACUUCAGAAUUGUUUCAUCAGUGUCUUAACUUCAGCUUUUGCUCAGUCCAGCAAAUAACCAGAUACAGACUCUGAGCUGCAAACCAGUUUUAUGUUGUCCACUUCAGAGUAUGUCUCCUCACUCAGCCAUGGCAAUUGCCAAUACUGACCUUUCUUUAUCUCAGUCUAACGUCUAGCACCAUUAUUGCUAACUAAGACCAAGAGAAAUAUAUUUUUGAAAGCCUGAAUUUUCCAGAGAGGUCGAGACACUGCAGCGAUGAUCAGGACACAGAUUGUUUUAACUAUAAAUGAGGAAGACAAAAAUCAUGGUGUUUAUUGUUUCACAAGUGAUUUUAUGAACUUCCAUUUUAAAAACAACUCAGGAAAUUUUUGUGAUUCUUGUAAAAUAACUUGUAAUUAGAACUGUUUCAUAUCUCAAUGUUGGUUUGAAAUCAGUCAUUCCACAAGAUGUGAUUUUUCACAUUAAUUAAAAUAAUAUAUUAUUGUGCAGAUGUCUCAUUGUUGGCAGACCAUAAACAAUGGUGGUUUUAGUUUUUUUAAUAUUUCAGACUUGGACAACUAUUUUGGCCACUUGUUUGGUAACACUGUGCCUGUGUUUGGAACUGGUAAAAUAGUUUGACUUAACCCGAGAUUUAUUUAACUAUUUCUCCAAUUUUCCACACAACCUCUGAACACCCACACAGGGUCCAGUUUAUGACAGAACUAUAGAAACCUCUCCCCUAGCCUUAAAGCCACUGACACAUGGGCAUUGUGUGUGUGUGUGUGUGCGCCCCCAUAUCGGAAAUGAUGAACAGUGUAAAUAUGUUCACAGUCUCAAGCAUGUUUGCAGAUUUACCUGGAAUUUCCUUUUUUAUUGUUAUUAUUAUUAAAAAGUGAAGCUAAACAUGAUACUUUUUAUAGUUUGGUGCAUCAUUUCCUAUGUAUGCCUAAAAAAGAUUUUUUGCCAUAUAUUCAUGAAUUAUGAUACAACUAAUUUCAAAAUCAAAUGUAGGUCAGUAUUUUUGACAACCUCAAUUUUAGACCAUUUUUUCUCUUUAUCUCUCGUCUAGUUGAGCAGUAGCAUACAACGAUGAAUGACUGUAUCAACAAAGAG
This is a messenger RNA of Polypterus senegalus (gray bichir), 3328 nucleotides long. Its product is annotated as histone acetyltransferase KAT5. Lineage: Eukaryota; Metazoa; Chordata; Cladistia; Polypteriformes; Polypteridae. The transcript is spliced from 15 exons. Gene Ontology annotation, biological process: regulation of DNA-templated transcription. The record is from RefSeq and is a predicted model, not a curated record. Bases 91 to 1719 code for a protein of 542 amino acids. Gene Ontology annotation, molecular function: histone acetyltransferase activity.